AUGAAUUGCUUUGGAAGUUAUUUCUCUAAGUGUCCUGAGGAUGUUUCCUUACUCAACAUACAGUCACCUCUGUUGAUUCCACUUAUGUCAGCUGAAGAUGAACAUUUUAUUUCCAAUUCAAGGAGCCAGGCCCCAGCCCAUGUGGUGGUGAAGCAGCCUGUCCGGGGAGCCAGGGGCAGGACUACAAUUACAGCGAUUGUCCAGACUGGUGGUGACUGGAGCACCGGCCUCUUCAGUGUCUGCAGAGAUAGGAGGAUUUGUUUCUGUGGUCUGUUUUGUCCUGUGUGUCUUGAGUGUGACAUCGCCAGACAUUAUGGAGAGUGUCUUUGUUGGCCGUUGUUACCUGGGUCUACAUUUGCACUAAGAAUUGGCACCAGAGAGAGACAUAAGAUACAGGGCACACUGUGCGAGGACUGGCUGGCCGUGCACUGCUGUUGGCCUUUUUCCAUCUGUCAGGUGGCCCGGGAACUCAAGAUGAGGACCUCCCAUCUCUACGAAAUCUGUGCAACCCCUUCAGCUAAGGAUGCCCUAGUUUGA
This is a messenger RNA of Choloepus didactylus (southern two-toed sloth), 537 nucleotides long. It is a transcript of the gene PLAC8L1, whose product is annotated as PLAC8 like 1. Lineage: Eukaryota; Metazoa; Chordata; Mammalia; Pilosa; Megalonychidae. The record is from RefSeq and is a predicted model, not a curated record. The coding region runs from base 1 to 537 and encodes 178 amino acids. The transcript has 4 exons.